AUGGAGGACAUUACACUGACCCUGGAAGGUCCGGAGGACAUUACACUGACCCUGGAAGGUCCGGAAGUGGGAGACGUCGGUCCCAAAGACAACGACAUUAGAAAGAUCCUGUCACAGCUGAACCAGGAGCUGCAGGAGAUGGAAGAGAUGUUUGCGGACAACAACAUUUACAGACAGAGGGACCUUCAACCACCCACCUGGUCCAGCAGCGAGGUCCAGACACAGGCCUGGUCCAGCAGCGAAGUCCAGACACAGACUCGGGCCUGGUCCAGCAGCGAGGUCCAGACUCAGGCCUUGUCCACCUGCAAGGUCCAGACGCAGACUCAGGCCUGGUCCACCAGCGAGGUCCAGACAGAGACUCAGGCCUGGUCCAGGAGCGAGGUCCAGACUCAGGCCUUGUCCAGCUGCGAGGCCCAAACACAGACUCAGGCCUGGUCCACCUGCGAGGCCCAGACACAGACUCAGGCCUGGUCCAUCUGCGAGGCCCAGACACAGACUCAGACCUUGUCCACCUGCGAGGUCCAGACACAGACUCAGGCCUUGUCCAGCAGCGAGGUCCAGACACAGACUCAGGCCAGGUCCAGCAGCAAGGUCCAGACUCAGACAGAGGACCAGCCAGACUCCAAAAAUGGGUAUGAGGAAUUUGAGUGUGCGAUGAGGUGUAUGCAAUUUAAAGAGGCCAAGUUUAACGCAGAGUUGGAGCUAGCAAGAGAAAAGUUAGCACAGAAGGAGAAAGAGAAUCAGGAGGUUUGUGAGAAACUGAUGCAGCUGCAAAGUUUGAACCUCAGUCUGGAGAAGCAUCUGGAACAAGCCAACAAGAACUCACGCAAACAUGAGUCUGAACGUCAGGAGGCUUGUGAGAAGUUGAAAGAGCUGCAACUCUCACAUGAGAAAGAGCUUCAAGAAAACUUUGAGGAGCUUAGGGUUUUAAAGCAGUCUUUAGAAGAGCUGGACUCAUUUGGAAAAAGUUUAGAGAAACAGAUAAGUGAGAAUGCAAAACAAAGCCAGAAGAUUGAGAUGCAGAAUCAAAAUCUGGAGAAAGAGCUGCAACUUUUACAGAUGAAAGUGGAAACGCAGUGUGAAGACCAGAUCUCAGUUGGCACAAAACCACAGAGUUCAGCUGAGCAGAAGAUCGAGAUGCUUGAACGGCAACUGAAGGAGUUUGAGGACGUAAAAGAGGAGUAUAUUUGGUGUGUGGAGCAGAAUCAAAGUCUGAAGAAAGAGCUGGAACAAGCCAAAGAAACCUCACGGAAACAUGAGGCUGAACAUAAGGAGGCUUGUGAGAAAUUGAUGGAACAAAAACUGUUACAGACGAAAGCGUUCGACGAUCACCUCGAGGAGUUGAGCGUUUUCAAGGACGGUUUCAAACAACAGGUGGAAGCUCGCAGACGUUUGGAGCAACAAGUAAGCGAGGCCGCCCCCCAGAAGAAGCCGUCUAUGUGUGAAACGCAGACGCAAACGGUGGCCAGUGUGGAGAUGCUAACAAAUCUAAAAGCCGUGAAGGUUGAGACCUCUACCUCCAAUGUACCAACGCAGAAUCUGGAUCAAACAACAAGGGCCUUAUUUGAGAUACCACAGACGAGUGCAGAUGAGUCCAGACCUCAGCGUUGGAAGGAUGACUGCACAGAGCUCAAGAAAAAUGUGAAAAAUCUAACAGAAUUAUUUGAACGUAAACUUGAGCAGGACACGCAGAAGCAGGGGCCCGAGCUGCAGAGGAACCGGGUCAAGGGGAAGAGCGCUUCGGCGCUGAUGAAAAAGUUUGAGUUUUAA
Messenger RNA from Knipowitschia caucasica, 1770 nucleotides. The record is from the annotation of a GenBank genome assembly. NCBI's taxonomy places the organism in Eukaryota, Metazoa, Chordata, Actinopteri, Gobiiformes, Gobiidae.